Molecule: messenger RNA, 1729 nt
Organism: Salmo salar (Atlantic salmon)
Lineage: Eukaryota; Metazoa; Chordata; Actinopteri; Salmoniformes; Salmonidae
Product: complement factor H-related protein 1
Source: RefSeq, a predicted model, not a curated record
UUAUUUUAUAUUGAGCCUUUUCACAAGAACUCUGUGAUAUUGCCUGUAAUUCUACUGCAAUAGAUUGAAAUCAAUAUUUUUAAUUAUACAAGUAUUUUGGAUCAAUCCCCCACUCUUCAGUGCUCCCUGAGCGCUGGAACUCUGUAGACAAACAUUAACUUUGGGAUAGACACUAUUUAUGUUCUACUCCUUCCAUUUUUACUGCAUCUACCAUUUGAUCAACAUGAAAUCAUCUCUGACUCUGCUGUGUCUGGUGGUAUGGCUGAAUGUGGAUGCUUCAUCAGCUCAGACUGAAAUAGAGGGAGCAUGUAUCAACCCACCUGUGAUGAAUGGAUUCAUAGUUCAGUCAAAUGAGAGGAAUGUUGAUCCCAGGAAAAGGAAGAUAUACUAUUCCUGCAAUGUAGGGUUCAAACCCUCUACCGGGGGUUGGUGGGGUGAAGCCACAUGUACUGAGGGAACAUGGUCUGGAAUAUUAGAGUGUAUUGCGCAAGGCAUUAUAUGUGAUCCUCCACCUAAAGUUGAAAAUGCAAUUGUUGAAAUCCCAUAUCAAAAUAAAUAUAUAGAGGGAUUUGAAGUGAAUUAUGAAUGUCGCAAGUCCUUUGAAAUAGAGGGACUUAAAAAACUUACUUGUGAAAAUGGGAAUUGGACAACUCCACCACCAACAUGCAAACCAAGCUGUCCUGAUCCCCCUAGCAUUGAAAAUGGAGAUUUCAUCAAGGAAAAGAGAGAUGAUAAAGGUGUUAUUACAGAGCUGUACUACCAAUGCAGCAGACAGUAUACACUGAGUUUCACAGGCAGCAUCAGAUGUCAGAAUGGAAAAUGGCCGAGCCCUCCAAAGUGUUUACGGCCUUGUGAGAUUUCCACUUUUGAUGCAGAGUACAAUCUACAGAAUUUAUCCAAGAAAGAUUAUACUACGCACAAUGAAAAAAAGACUCUUCAGUGCAAAGAGGGAUAUUACCAUAUAUACAGACUUUUUGUAUGGAAUAUAGUAGAAAUUGAGGUGAAGUGUGAUGAUGGAGAGAUGCAGUAUGAAGACCACAAACCUAUAUGUAGCCAUCUUUAUUCAUAGGUAGAUGAUGAACAUAAUGGAUAUCCUACAGAGUCAUGAUGUUCCCUCCGUCAAAUGCAAGAAUCCUUACAAAGCCGCCUUUAUAUGCAAGGAGAAGAUCUAUUUGAUUUUGUGGUUUCUUUGUCGCUUGUUUAAUUUAGGUUUAGAAAAAAUGUGAGCCAUCCAGUAAUGGAAUACAUGUAGUGUCUUUUUCAACAUUUGACAUUGUAUCACCGUUGUAACAAAAUAACAGUAUCUUCCAAAUCAUAUCAGUCUCAGCUUCACUAUAAUAACAGUACAGCUAUCUAAAGCUAGACUAAAAUGGUACAUUUGUUAUAUUAGUACAAAGAGAUAGGAUGUUCACACAAUCACAUCAAGUUUAUAAAUUGCCUGGCUGGGCUGAUAAGACAGUGGCUUGCGCAGUCAGAUAGAACAGUAAAUGGGCAUUUUAACAUCAUAGAUUUAGCUGGUGGUAGCUUGUGGAAUAGACACUGACUGGAAUGUGGUUUUAACCAAUCAUUAUUCAGGAUUAGACCAACACGCUGUAUAAUGUGGAAAUAUCCUCCUGUAUCUUCCAGCUGUGUGAUUCAUUAUCUGAAGGUUUAAUAUAAAUGAACAACUGAUGUUAUGAUUGUGAUUGACCUCAUCAAGGAAGACAAUAAAGUUGUGGAAAAGAGAUGA